This is a messenger RNA of Seriola aureovittata, 4831 nucleotides long. It is a transcript of the gene mxd4, whose product is annotated as MAX dimerization protein 4. The coding region runs from base 141 to 773 and encodes 210 amino acids. The record is from RefSeq and is a predicted model, not a curated record. Gene Ontology annotation, biological process: regulation of transcription by RNA polymerase II. Gene Ontology annotation, molecular function: protein dimerization activity; DNA-binding transcription factor activity, RNA polymerase II-specific; RNA polymerase II cis-regulatory region sequence-specific DNA binding. Lineage: Eukaryota; Metazoa; Chordata; Actinopteri; Carangiformes; Carangidae. The transcript has 6 exons.
AGUCACCAAGACUCAGAAGUGAAUAUAGCAGCGCACAUACAUCGCUCUGAAACAGUUUUUAAAUUUCCAUUCCAUUAUUUUAUGACUUGUACAUUUGUGUAAAUAGAUUAUUUCUAUUUUUAUAACGAGACAACAACAGGAUGGAACUUAAUUCUCUUUUAAUUCUGCUGGAGGCUGCAGAGUACUUGGAAAGAAGAGACAGAGAGGCAGAACACGGUUAUGCAUCUGUUUUACCGUACAGUAGCGACUUCUCCAGAAAGAAAACGAAAGCAUCGCCCAUUUCCAGAAAGACUCAGAACAAUAGAUCGUCGCACAACGAGCUGGAGAAACACAGACGUGCCAAACUACGGCUGUACUUGGAGCAGUUGAAGAAGCUGGUGCCUUUGGGUCCAGACAGCACGAGACACACCACACUGAGCUUGCUGAAAAGGGCCAAGAUGCACAUCAAGAAGCUGGAGGAGCAGGACAGGAAGGCUUUGAAUGUGAAGGAGCAGCUGCAGAGAGAGCACCGCUACCUCAAACGCCGCCUGGAGCAGCUCUCUUUGUCGGGAUCUGUUGAGCGCAUCCGCACUGACAGCAUGGGCUCCACCAUCUCCACCGACUCCGAGCAAGAGGUGGACAUCGAGGGCAUGGAGUUCACCCCCGGCGAGGCGGACAGCAUCGACAGCAUCAGCGACGGCGAGGAGGAGGACCACUACAGCCUCCAGAGCAGCUCCAGCGACACCAGCUACACAGCCACACAUUCCCACAGACUGCAGCCGCACCACUGUUAAGACGCCGCGCGACCAUCCGUCUCCCCACCAGCUUCCUCCCCCGUGCUUUCCUCCCCCUUCACCCUACCAUCCCUGACCAUUUACUAUCGCCAACGCCGCCCACUACCUACAUCAGACCAGUCCACAACGGCGGUACACCCUGAACCAGUUCCUCCUUUCCUGGCCCUGGCUCUCCAGGAAGCACAUGGGGCUGAAAUGCCACUCAAGCCUUCCUGACCCCCCCCUCCACACACACACACACACCCCCGACCACUGACCCUACCUCGCCCUACUGUAUCCUGCCUGACCCUGCCCCCCCGACACGCCCUGCCCUCCCACUGCCCUCACAACCCUUACCUAGUGUUGCCGCAGGCUCAGAGAGAGCAGAGCAGAGUUUGUGUUUUUUAUCGGGGACUUCUGUGGUGUGGUGGACAGCUCUGACUUGUUAAUCAGCAUUUUGUAAUAUGUGUGUGUGUAUGUGUGUGUGUGUAUGUGUGUGCACAGGAGAGAAAAACCAAGCAAGGGAGUUUAAUAGAGGUCAAAAACAAAAUAUAAGCUUCAUGUCAUCUUCAUGUCGCAAUAAUACACAGACAAGGCUUUGCACUAAGUUUGUGCAGUUAAAGCCAAAGCACUUCUGUUUGUUCUGCAAUAUAUGCAACAUCGGGACCUCGAUAGUAAUUUUCAACACACAGUAUCUUCCUUUUACACAAUGAGAUUUACAGGAGUAACUAUUGCAGAUUUCCUGCUUGUUUUCUUGAAAUGUUUGACUUCUGAAAAAUGGUCAAAGCUUAAAAACGGAUAGCUUCACAUUUUGCGGAACGCACUUUUUUUUUUUUUUUUUUUUUUUUGCUGAGAGUUGGAUGAGAAAAUCGAUAUUGCUCUCAUCUCUGUCCGUUCAGUAUGAAGCUAGAGAAAGCAGAGAGUCGUAGCUUAGCAUAAAGACCAGAAAGGAGGGGAAACAGCUAGCCUGCUCAAAGCUUAAGAUCUGCUGCCAGCAUGUUAUAUCUUGUUUGUUUAAACCGUAUAAGACUCUUAAGUUGCUGUUUAACAGUGGGUUAUGUGGAGGAUCCUGGCCAUGAAAUAGUCAGACACAUUGACCCCCCCAGAAGAACUGCACCUUGACAUUUUAAAGGCACGCUGUUCCCCUCUGUUUCCAGUCUUUAUGCAAAGCUAAGAUUAACUGCUGCACAUUGUAGCUUCAUAUUUACCGCACAGACUUUAGCAUGACGUCAAUCUUCUCAUCUAACUCUUGACAAGGAAGCAAAUAAGCCUAUUUCCUAAAAUGUGGAGUUAUUCUGUUAAUUGCAGUUGCAGAGCUUCCUGCAACUGCGUCACCAAAGAUAGGACCUUUUCAAUAGCUACUUCUGUACAUAAUUACAUCUUCAUGACCAAAUGUGGCCAAGUUUAUGGCCAAAGACAAACUGAAAAAGUUGCAGAGCUGUAGCAGAGAAGAAAGAAUGUAAAUAUAUGUACAGUUACUGUCCAAAACUUCAUGUCUCCCUCUGGUUGGGUUGCCUAACCACUACUCCACACUACUGACCACUACACUAUACCACCCUAUGGUGUGGAUGGACUACUAUGUCAAGGAAAAAAAAAAGAAAAGGAGCUGCCUCAAAACUAAAACUCUAUUCCUUAAAGAUUGAGCUAAAUCUUGUGUCUCAGUAGCUAAUUGAUGUAGCAAUUAAUACAAGAGGUGGGUGCUUCCUCAGAGUGUUUAAAUGACUCUGCUGGACCAUGAGGUGUUACCAGAGACUUUUUCCUUUACCUUUUUACCCUGUAGGUGGCAACAAGUGGGCAAUGAAAGAGAAUGGACCUGCAGAAAAAGGAGCAGCCCUCCUUUUUUCUUUUCUUCACUAAGGGCUCCUUCUCUUUUCCCCAAAGCUACCAUGUACCCACAAUUUGAAUUUCUCUCCAGCUCUGUUACUUUUUCAAGCAGUGUUUACGUAUGUCUGUAUUUUUUCUUGUUGUUGUUCUGAUUAACAAGUCAAAGCUGCAAAUGUGGAAAAAAAUUAAAAGAAAAAAAAAGGGCCAGCUCUAAUGAUUUGUUCUCUGUAGAGGCGCUCAUUUUAGCUAACUUAGAAAACUAAUCACAUUCAGUUGAGCUUUUCAUUUCUAUAACAAAACUAAUGAUCUUUUCUCUCUCUGCUAAAUGUUACCUGUUUCUGGAGCUUCUGGGCACUGCUGAAGACCAAUGUAGAUGAAAUUCUUCUAUAACUUGUCUAUAACUUAUGCACAAUAGUCACUAUUGACAGAGGAGGCACUUCUGUUGCUCUCUGACCAUUUUAAUAAUUGUUAGGCCUUAGUCUCUGGCAGUCUUUAGAGCUUGGCGUCCCAACACUUCAAAAACAAAAAGGGCCGAUCCACCAUGGCAGGUCUGACCAAAAAAAUUUUUAAAAAACUACAAAAGACUCAAAAGAAAACAAAAUAAACUUGUAUACAAAAGAAGCUACUUGUCACUAAAAGUGAUACUAGCCAGUGUAGUCUAUAUUUCUUGUAUUAAAUUUUGUAUUAUAUUUUCCUAAAUGUUUUCUUGUAAUGAAAAGACAAAAAAGAGUGAGUAUAUCUAUCUAUAUAAAUAUAUAUAAAUAUAUAUAUAUCUGUGUGAGAGAGAGAGAGAGAGAGAGAGACAGACAGGAGGCCAGGCUUGUUGAAGGGAGAGUGGGGGCAGGGGAGCUGAUACACUGGCCCCUCUCCCUUGGGUGACUCUCCUGCUGUCAUUCUGUGCCUUGGUGAGCCUUUGACCUCCCUCCUCCUCCUCCUCCUCCUGCUCCUCCUCCUCUUUGUCCUCCUCCCACCUCCCUAACCUGCGGUCCCUGCUCAGGUCACAAUCCCCUCCUCUUAAUCUCAUCCUCCCUCUUCUUCAUCUCCUCUGGCAGGGCUGAAAGCUUUGAUUUCAACCCUAACCAUGCCAAGACACUUCCAAGAGCUAGGGGCGCGUGAAGAGAAGACCUCAUUAUGAGUAAAGGAGGAAAAAAGAAAGAGAAAAGCCCCUUCGGUCUCUACUGAGAAGCCGCUGUUGUACUACACCCUGUCCAGGCACUCCGCACCCUCUUGACGCCCACCCAUCUGCCAGUGCCGGCUCUGUCACGGAAAAUUAUAAAAAAAACAAACAAAAAAAAAAAAACCCCACACACUGGUGAACUCCCAUGGCAGCUUCCAGUCGCCCCGAACGGUCACCAACGGGGUUCAAAACUUUUGGGCUUGAAGCGUGUUUAUCUUUUUUUUUUUCUUUUCUUUUUUUUGUCAUUUUACUAUUAUUGUAUGUUGACUAUGUGUGUGUUCAGUGGGAGUCACUGGGAGAGGAGCGAUAAAAAGAAUAAUCCAAUCGAUGGCAGCUUAAGGUGUUAUCCUCCGCACUCCCAGUGGUCCAUCCCAAAAAUAGUGUUACCCAUUGAUCAGGGGACCUCUUGAGACACAGCAAUAUUACCAUCUUGUGCUUUCUGAGGGAGGGUGGGUGGGCAGGGUUUUUAAGACAAGCAGGUGGUUUUGCUUUUGACUCUGUGGUGCAUUAUUAUUAUUAUUUUUUUUUUUUUUGGUGACCAACUCUUUAUUUUGUUUUGAUGAAUUUUACCUCCUAUCUGCACUCUCUCCAUACACUGCAGGAGGGCAAAAAAUUACUAGAAAUGAAAAAGCUUUUUGGAAAAGCUGUUUUUUUUUUUGUCAUCGAGAGUUUACAUUCAUGUCAAAGGAUUUGUACAUGACUGUUUGUAGCAAAAAUGUCCUUUUUCAGUUUGUUGUCAAAUGAACAACUGAGUAAUCCAUAUUAAUGGCAUAAGAUUAUUCUCUUGCACAGAACCUCCCAGUAAGACAGAUAAAGACAGAGUGAAUGGGAAAAGCUGAGGGCCAGAUAUGAGAUUAUAAUUUUUCAGUGACAUCAUUGACAAAUGUACAUAGCACACGCUCAGCACGUGUGGUUUAUUAACAGUCGACUGGACGUGGCAACAUUUUGUUUGAAUGCUGGACGGGAAGUGUUUAUGGAAAUUCUUUUAAUGAUGUGCCUUGGAAAAAGUUAUUUUCUUAAAAAAAAAAAAAGAAAAAAAAGCAGAGAUUGUAACAAUUAAAGAAAACUGUUAAAUCAG